UGGUUCCCCUCCCAUGGCAGUGGGUGGAUCUGGUUCUCUUUGAUCAGACACAGAAGAGAUAGGAAGUACAGAGAAGACAUGUUCAGUCAUCUCAAUCCAGUAGCAGGUAAAACCAUCACUGUAGCCAUCUAGCUAGAAAAGAGAAUAUAUGAACUUCUCCUUCCUUGGGCUACACAGGAUCAAUGGAAAUGUGUUUUUACCUAUUCAGAGCAACCGCUGGAAAUAGAACUGACAUAACCUAACAAAUACCGCACCAGAUUAUUUCAGCUUAUUUUGGGACCGGUGAGAACUGCUUAGAGACGUUUGACAAACUGUUGCCAAGACUGUUGUUUUGUAAGGUCGUUCGUUGUGCAACGCUUACGUAAGUGGACUUCAAUCUGCAGACCAGCGCAAACACAACAAAAGGCUGGGGAGAAUAGUCUGUACGGCGUAUUCCUCCAGGAAAGUCUGUGUGGUCUGCACUGGCCUAAAACUGCUCAGGAGCACAAAGCCAUCACAACUGAAGGACAAUGGCAACGCUUUUCAGUGGUUUAUGGCAUCUGCUGGGUUCAUGGAUAGAUGUGCAGGGCUUCCUGGUGUUCCUGUGUGCUUUGGUCCUGGUCAAAUAUGUCAAAGAUUUCCCCCAUAAGGAUCUGCCACCCGGGCCCUUCCCCCUGCCUCUCCUGGGGAAUCUGUGUAGCAUUGGCCUGAAGAACCCUAUAGCAGGUUUUAGAAAACUCGUAGAGACGUAUGGAGACGUGUCCUUGGUUGACAUGGGCGGUGUGCAAUGCAUCCUCCUCUCUGGAUACAGAGGAUUCAAAGAGGCUUUUGUGGAGCAGGCAGAACUCUUUGCAGACCGCCCCAACUACCCUCUGAACGACAAGCUCUGCAAAGGUUUAGGCAUCAUUUCGUCCAGUGGCCCCAUGUGGAGACACCAGAGGCGCUUCGCUCUGUCCACUCUCAAGUACUUUGGCGUUGGGAAGAAGACCCUGGAGAACUCCAUCCAGCAGGAGAGCCAGUGGCUCUGUGAUGCGCUCCAGACUGAGAGGGGUUUGCCUUUCAAUCCCCACCGUAUUCAGACCAAUGCUGUGGCGAAUAUAAUCUGCUCGCUGGUGUUUGGUCAUCGGUUUGAGUAUGACGACCAUCACUUCCACGAAAUGCUGAAAUGUUCAGAUGAAGUUUUCCAACUGCCUGCGACCGUCUGGGGUCGGCUGUACAAUCAGUGUCCUACACUGAUGCAGUUCUUGCCGGGAAGGCAUCAGUCAGCCUUCUCCAACCUGACCAGAAUCAAGCAGUUUAUCAAGCAGGAAGUGGAGCGGCACAGGGAGGACAGGAACCCGUCCGAUCCAAGAGACUACAUCGACUGCUACCUGGAGGAAAUCGAGAAGUGCACUGACCCAUCAGCCGGCUUUACGGAGGAGAAUCUGCUGUACUGCGUGGUGGAUCUGUUUGGAGCCGGCACAGAGACCACAGCCAACAGCUUGAGAUGGGGCGUCCUGUUCAUGGCCAACCACCCAUCUGUUCAAGAAAAGGUGCAUGCGGAGAUCGAUCGGGUGAUUGGCCACUCUCGCCAGCCCUCCAUGGACGACCGAGCACACCUUCCUUACACUUAUGCCGUAGUGCAUGAGGUCCAGAGGUGCGGAAACAUAGUCCCCUUCACCCCUCCCAGGGUGUCAAACAGGGACACUACUGUCGCUGGGUGUCAGGUUCCGAAGGGAAUGAUGGUGCUUCCCAUGCUGAAGCCGAUACUCUAUGAUGCUAAUGAGUACAGCCACCCAGAGGAGUUCAACCCGGGCCAUUUCUUGGAUGAAGAUGGCAAAUUCAUGAAAAGAGAAAACUUUAUACCCUUCUCAAUAGGGAAGAGAGCGUGUCCAGGCGAACAGCUGGCCAGGAUGGAGCUCUUCCUGUUCUUCGCCUCCCUCAUGCAGAGGUUCCGUUUCCAGGCUCCGGAUGGCCAGGUGCUCAGGAUGGAUGGAGAAGUGGGGAUCACCUCAGGGCCAAAGCCCUUCAAGAUCUGCGCCAUACCAAGAGGAUGACUCCACUGACUCGAUAAGAUGCCAGAGGAAGGACCCUUCACUGACAUGAGUUGUUUUGAGAAGGACCCAUUGCACUGAUGUGAAUUGUUACUAACGUGGAUGGUGUUGAGAGUCUGACAUUUGUUAGCUUGUUGCUGCUGCUGUCCUUUUGUAAAGUGUGGUUGUGGAUGAAUUUAAGGCUAAUACUGUACCUACAUGGUUAAAACAAACACUCUCAGUCCCACUCUUACUGGGGGGGUCCCAGCUCUGCACAUGUCUAUCUACUCUUCCUCCCACACCUCACACACACACACACACACACACACACACACACACACGCACACACACACACACACACACACA
Messenger RNA from Clupea harengus (Atlantic herring), 2357 nucleotides. It is a transcript of the gene cyp2ae1, whose product is annotated as cytochrome P450, family 2, subfamily AE, polypeptide 1. Lineage: Eukaryota; Metazoa; Chordata; Actinopteri; Clupeiformes; Clupeidae. The record is from RefSeq and is a predicted model, not a curated record. Gene Ontology annotation, cellular component: cytoplasm; intracellular membrane-bounded organelle. Gene Ontology annotation, biological process: xenobiotic metabolic process. Gene Ontology annotation, molecular function: oxidoreductase activity, acting on paired donors, with incorporation or reduction of molecular oxygen, reduced flavin or flavoprotein as one donor, and incorporation of one atom of oxygen; iron ion binding; heme binding.